Molecule: messenger RNA, 996 nt
Organism: Pantherophis guttatus
Lineage: Eukaryota; Metazoa; Chordata; Lepidosauria; Squamata; Colubridae
Gene: RAC2
Product: Rac family small GTPase 2
Biological process (GO): small GTPase-mediated signal transduction
Molecular function (GO): GTPase activity; GTP binding
Source: RefSeq, a predicted model, not a curated record
CCCACAACCUGCUGUUAAUUCAGCUUCAGUUUUGACAUAUCUAUAGAAGACUUUCCACCAUCAACAUUUUGUUGAGCUGCUUCGUUGCUCAAGAGGCUUCCUGAACUCCACGGUGCUGCUAGGCCGGAGACAUGCAAGCCAUCAAAUGUGUGGUGGUAGGAGAUGGAGCUGUAGGUAAAACUUGUCUCCUGAUCAGCUACACCACCAAUGCAUUCCCAGGAGAAUAUAUUCCUACUGUCUUUGAUAAUUAUUCUGCCAAUGUGAUGGUUGAUAGCAAACCUGUAAACCUGGGACUAUGGGAUACAGCUGGCCAGGAGGAUUAUGACCGCUUGAGGCCUCUCUCCUAUCCACAGACUGAUGUCUUUCUCAUCUGCUUCUCUCUAGUCAGCCCUGCAUCUUAUGAAAAUGUUCGUGCUAAGUGGUUCCCUGAAGUACGACAUCACUGCCCUAGCACUCCCAUGAUCCUGGUGGGCACGAAGCUGGAUCUCCGGGAUGACAAAGAUACUAUUGAGAAGCUGAAGGAAAAGAAGUUGGCCCCUAUUACUUACCCACAAGGUCUUGCCCUAGCCAAAGAGAUUGAUGCAGUGAAGUAUCUUGAAUGUUCAGCCCUCACUCAGCGUGGCCUGAAAACAGUGUUUGAUGAGGCCAUUCGAGCAGUUCUCUGUCCACAACCUACAAAGACCAAGAAAAGGGGGUGCAACAUCCUUUAGGGAAUUUGAAUUUUGGCCCUUCACACCAGACCUUUCUCUGGACUUUGAAGAGGAGAUGAAGAUAGAAAACUUUACAGGCUGCUGGAUUUUUAACCUUGUUUCACUCUGAAUAGCCCAGUGCUUCCGCAACUAGCUAUUUGUUCACUUAAAAAAAAAUCUGAAUGUAUGCAUUACUUUAUUCUUAACAAGGUGCAUUCCAGUAUAAAUUGCUUUCUCUCUCACACACACUGUCGACCUAAUUUGUGACUAUUGCUUAAAAAAAAUAAAAUGCAGUUAUGGCAAUAUA